AACCAGGCCGUGACGUUUUCGUUUGCGGAAAUAUACUGAGUCAAUAUUAUAUAUCUGGAGAAUCUGUUGAAGGGGAAAGAAGAUUUACCAGCAAAGUUGCAAGGAAAUAGAGUCGAAGAUUUCCAAGCCCUGUCAGUCUAUAAAAUACAUCAAAUGGCCUUUAAUUUCUGCAUAGACGUGCCAGACGCUCCUAGGCUAGCAGAGACCACCAGAGAUGAUGCCCUCCUAAUUCAUGUACAAUUCCAUGGCAAUGGUAAAAAGGACUAUAACGUUGAGUAUGAAAAGCUCAAAAGCACCAUGCUGACAGAAUACCUGAGACAACGUGAUGGGCCUGACUUUCACGAAAAUCUCAUGAAGCUGACUUUUAAUAUCACGCCUGUCGAAGUUGCAAAUAACUUCUGCCGAAGUGUUUUGGAAAGGGGGAUAUUUUGUCGUCAGCGCCCAUACAUCUACCUUGGUCACUCGGAUGAGCAGCUUGCCAAAAAAUCUUGUUACUUUAUCGCAGCAACACAUGAAGAAAUCCACGACCUCUUGUCAAAGUUUGGAGACUUUUCUGGCGAGAAAAACGUGGCAAAGCGUGCCAGCAAAAUCGCCAUGCUCUUUUCACCAUUAAUAAAAACUGUCCACUUAGAUGAAAAUUAUUUCAAGGUCGAACCAGAUGUGACCGGUGGAGUUUUCCCCUCGCACACUUUCACCGAUGGAUGUGGUUUCAUGUCUUUAAGAUUCGCUUCCGAAGUGCAACAAGUCUUAGAUCUUGACUACCAGCCUAGCGCCGUCCACGUACGCUAUCGAGGCAUCGAGGGCAUGCUAAUUCUUAAAGAAGAUCUGAGUGGCAUUAAAGUGCAGUUCCACAAAUCAAUGCAAAAGUUCCUGGACCCUGAUGGAGAAAAGCCUGACGUUUUUAACAUCGUCAAUGUUAUCGGUUAUUCACGCCCAUUCACCAAUGGUUAUCUUAACUCUCGAAUGAUCAUGUUGCUGGAAGCACGUGGUGUUUCUGCAAAGAGUCUUGAGGCCUUACAAGAUGACUACCAUGAGUUGUUGGAAGGCAUAAACAAAGGAACCUCUGACUCUGAGUACUUCCUAAUGUUAAAGGGGGAAAUUUAUCAUUUGCAAGAAAUCCAAGACAAAGGAAUUGACGGUCGCACAAAAAGGGAACUUAAGCGUUUACAGAAGCGCGAGCUGGAAGAAAUGGAGAAAGCUACGUACACAAGAGUUCUUGUCCCCAAAUCUCGCGAAGUAUUUGCCGUGUGUGAUCCUCUCAACAAGUUGAACUAUGGUGAGUGCUACUUCAAUCCCACUCUUCCUGGUAACAAGGCACGAGAUUUUACUGCCGGCCAGAAGUUUGUAGUGAUGCGAAGCCAAUGUUAUCAUCCAGGAGAUGUGCGUGUGUUGAAAAUGACUGACAAAAGAGAAGGGUACGAGAAACUGAAGGAUUGUCUGGUGUUGCCCGUCAAAGGCCCACGCCCCCAUGCGUUUGAAUGUUUCGGAGGUGACCUGAGCGGAAAAAAAUUCUUCGUCAGCUGGGAUCAAAGCAUCCUUCCGAGUGGAGAAGAGAAACCAUGCAACUAUUCGCCCUCCGUUAAAGCUACAAUUUCCGCAGCUGUGGCUCACAGUGUCUCCAAAGUUACCUCGAAAUUCAAGAGAACCAACCCAAGCAAAGGAGUGGAAGACAGAAAGGAAAUAGAGCUGUAUUUUGCCACAUAUUCUGAUCAGAUAAGCAAAGAGAUCGAACAGGCAUACUUGCAAUGUGCAACGACAUCGAGCCUCUCAUCAAAAGAAUUUCGACAUCUCAGCAAGAUGUUGUACCAAGUUACCAUCCCUGGAGAGGAUCUUCAGGAUUUGCAGGAAGAGCUCAACAGCAUAAAGCCUAAGAUACCCUCAGGAAAGAGCACAGGUCUACCAAUUGACCACGAGCCACAGCAUGCAUAUGAAAAUCCGGAGACAGAGCAUGAGCUAAGCACAAUCAGUGAACCGUCAAGAAGGCGAGUGAGCCUUACCGGAAGUCGGUCUACAAGUUUAGCGGCAAGUUUGGAUUCAUCACUCGAUGAAGAGGAUUUCGAGGAGCGGCAGUCACUCAGACACAACACAAUGUCCGCGACGACUGCAUGCGAAGGUAGCGCAGGAGAUUCCUGUCACCGUGGUAUUAAAAUAUGGCAAAAGAUUGACGAUAAAGCCAAGGAAUUUGUUCACCGUAUGCAGCGUGAAAUGAGGAAGAUCGUCGUGUAAAUUUCAGGGAGAGUUAAUGACGGCAGUUUUCGACAUCCACUUCAUUGGAGGUGGCUCAUAAUAGCCGUCUACUUGUUAUAGCGACCCAAUCAUAACUACUCUUGACAAUACAUUACCAUACCUUUUUUUCUUGCAAAACUAUUUUUGAGAAAAAAGAAGUUGCGUUAGUGAUCGAAACUAUAAUUUUCCAGCGUAUCCUAUACAGAUAUGAACUUGCUGUGCUUACACCUUUGUUGGAUGGUCACGCAUACACCGUCGCUGAAUGGUCACGCAACGGUUUCUACUCGGCCUAUCAUCAUCUAACUAUACAAUUAACGUAAAAGAUAUACUCUGAACUGUUGAAAGUUUCCUUAUUUUCUAUCAUAGGGUUUUAAAGACAGUAUACAUAGGAAUUUCUUGCUGGAUAUUGUAACCUCAGUCGUCGAAAAAAUCGAUAGUAAUGUCUUAAAAUGAGAGUGCAAUAAAACGAAUAUCUCUUUGUAUGACAAAACAUCAAUUUAGACAAAUGAUUUGGCCUUAGCGUUUGUAAGGAUUCACCGUUUUCUCUUUAAAGCUUUCGACUGUUGUUUUGAUAUUAAAUUUUCCUGUCGUUACGACAGGAUUGAGCAAAAAUUUCAAGAGGUUUUGCUAUAUCAAAGUAAGGAUCAGUAAUGACACGCUGGAGCCGAAAUUUGUCACGUCAGAUGUCAGUGGUAAAGACAUGCGUAGAAAACAAAUCAACUUUGCUUUGAAAUAGAACUACAUUACUUAACGUCACAAAGGGUUACCCCAAUAGUGAUAGACAUGAUAUAAAUGAGACAUCCACAUAGAUAGUCAGCGCUUUUGUUUCCAAAGUAUAGCGUAGACUUGUCGGAGGAAACUUCGUAGGGAUGCUAGAUCUUUAGGUUCGACAUGUGAGCCGAAAAAAGAACACUGAUAUUUGUUAGGGGGAAGUAGUAAAUAAAAAAAUACGUUAUGUUUUAUUUUAAAUAAU
This is a messenger RNA of Pocillopora verrucosa, 3199 nucleotides long. The record is from RefSeq and is a predicted model, not a curated record. Lineage: Eukaryota; Metazoa; Cnidaria; Anthozoa; Scleractinia; Pocilloporidae.